This is a messenger RNA of Jaculus jaculus (lesser Egyptian jerboa), 2065 nucleotides long. RefSeq names its product zinc finger and BTB domain containing 25 (gene Zbtb25). The transcript is spliced from 3 exons. The coding region runs from base 258 to 1565 and encodes 435 amino acids. Gene Ontology annotation, biological process: regulation of immune system process; regulation of cytokine production; negative regulation of transcription by RNA polymerase II. Gene Ontology annotation, molecular function: RNA polymerase II cis-regulatory region sequence-specific DNA binding; protein binding; DNA-binding transcription factor activity. The record is from RefSeq and is a predicted model, not a curated record. Lineage: Eukaryota; Metazoa; Chordata; Mammalia; Rodentia; Dipodidae.
CUGACUCUUGAGACUCAAGUCCUUUUGGCAUAGCUGUUGAUUCUCUCCCAGGAUUAAAGUGCACCUUGGAAUGCCAAAGUUGAGAGCUGAGAGGAGCCUUAUAUAAAAAAAAUCCACUUCAUCCCUCUCAUUUUCCAAGUGUAGAAGCCAGGCCCUACACCUAGCCAUACCUGCAUUUCAGGGCCACAGACACUUUGUCAUCGCACUCUUUCCCCGUGCCAGGAAUGCCAUACUGGUUUAGCCCUCUCUGAGCCACAAUGGAUACUGCCAGCCAUAGCCUUGUCCUUCUGCAGCAGUUGAACAUGCAGCGAGAAUUUGGUUUUCUGUGCGAUUGCACAGUGGCCAUUGGAGAUGUGUACUUCAAGGCCCACAGAGCAGUGCUGGCUGCUUUCUCUAACUAUUUCAAGAUGAUAUUUAUUCACCAAACAAGUGAGUGCAUAAAAAUCCAGCCAACUGAUAUCCAGCCGGACAUUUUCAGCUAUUUGUUGCAUAUAAUGUACACAGGAAAAGGGCCAAAACAGAUUGUGGAUCACAGUCGUUUGGAGGAAGGGAUUCGAUUUCUUCAUGCUGACUACCUUUCUCACAUUGCAACUGAAAUGAAUCAGGUGUUCUCACCAGAGGCUGUGCAGUCCUCAAAUCUGUAUGGCAUUCAGAUUUCAACAACCCAGAAAGCAGCUGUCAAACAAGGGCUGGAGGUUAAAGAAGUGCCUCCCCCUGCCAGUGGAAACCGAGCUGCUACCCAGGGCGACCACCCCCAGUUGCAGCUCUCUCUCGCUAUUGGGCUGGAUGAUGGCACCACAGAUCAGCAAAGGGCCCAUCCUGAGGCCCAGGCCUUGGAGGAUCACCAGAAGCCCCCAGUGCCCAUCAAGCAGGAGAGAUGUGACCCAGAGUCGGUGGUCUCCCAGGGCCAUCCCUCACCCUCACCAGAGGUGACAGGCCCCUCUUUCACAGAGAACAGCAUCAAAGUACACUUGUGCCAUUACUGUGGAGAACGUUUUGACUCCCAAAGUAAUCUGAGACAGCAUCUCCAUACCCAUGUGUCUGGAUCUCUCCCAUUUGGUGUCCCUGCUUCCAUUUUGGAAAGCAAUGACCUCGGAGAAGUACAUCCACUUAAUGAGAAUAGUGAGGCUCUUGAAUGCCGAAGGCUCAGCUCCUUUAUUAUCAAGGAGAACGAACAGCAGCCCGACCACUCGAAGCGGGGUGCCACAGAGCCCUUGCAGAUCAGUCAAGUAUCUUUGAUCUCCAAAGACACAGAGCCAGUAGAAUUAAACUGUAAUUUUUCUUUUUCAAGGAAACGAAAAAUCAUUUGUUCCAUCUGUGGUCACCGAUUUCUCCGAAAGAGCCAGUUACUGGAACACAUGUAUACACAUAAAGGUAAAUCUUACAGGUACAGCCGAUGCCAAAGGUUUGGGAAUGCAUUGGCCCAGAGAUUUCAGCAGUACUGUGACAGCUGGUCUGAUGUCCCCCUGAAAGGCUCUCGCUUGUCACAAGAACGUUUAGACUUGCCCCGUGCCUUAGAGUCAGAGCUCACACAAGAAAACGUGGACGCUAUCCUGGUUGAGUAGCAGCACCUCAGACACUUUGUUCCAGUCCUGGACAAACACCUCCCUUGCCGUUUUUAUUCUUAAGUUAUUUUUCUCCUCGAGGUCUGUUGACUUUUAAAAUAAUCUACCCAUGAUUUUAAGGUCGUAUAUAUUAGGCUUUAUUAUUACAAAACAUGGCUAUUAAACUGUAACCUUCUGUUCAUUCUACAAACUUUUUAGAAAUUAAAUCAGUUUAGAAAUCAGAAGUUAAUAUAGAAAAAUAGAGACUUCAGAAUGAAUGGUUAUUUAUCUAUAAAAUCUUUUUAUUUUAGGUUGCAGAAUCAGUAUAAACUUGAACAUGAAGCAGCACAGAUCUGUUUUAAACAAUAUUCGAGAGUUUGGGAAAAUAGCUCAGUUAUAGUAUGUGCCUAGCAUGCAUGAGGUCCUAGGUUCAACCCCAGCCUAAUUUUUAAAAUGUUAUAAACUAUUACCUUUGUCUUGUGAUCCAUAUGAAUUAAAUCUGUAUGAGGACUUUUACAAUA